CCCUCCGGAGUCCCGGCAGAGCUGCGCCCCCUCUCCGUGCGCCGGGAGAGUACUCCAGCCAAGACGCGAAAUCCGUUACCAGGCUGCCGUGUCCCCAAGGGCCAUUCGAAGGCGGAAGAGGACGGGGAAAACCGCUGUGUUGAUUCCCCGGCCUUGUGGGCUGGGCGCGCAGCCGGUCAGGUUACAGACAGGUAUAAAGGUAGAUAGGAAAAACCAAAACACAAAUAAAUACAAAGUUCUCCAGCCACCUCCCCAGCAGGGGCAGCAAGGGGAUGUAGCCCAUCUUCACUUUACUGGCUUCCUGGAAAGGUAUUUCCCAGUCUCAGAAUUUGGGGAGCGGGCGGUUAGAGGAGGCAAUAAUGGGAGUGGCGAGGAUAAAAAAUGUGUUUCGAAGCUGCGUUUGCUAACAUGCGCUUGGCUUUUGUUUCCAUUGUGUGUUUAUUUGCGGUGAGGGUGCUCUUGGGGUGCAAGGUCUUGGGGUGGGAGCUGGUUUGGCGGAGCAAGCUGACGUUUUUCUUAGAUUGUAUGGCACAAAUCAGUAAAAUAACGUCUUCUAAAGAUGCUGAAUUUUUAAAUUUAUUAUUACUAUGUUUAUUUGGGGGACUGUUGUAGAUGAUGGGGGCCCCCAAGUUCCCCUUUUCCAGAGUCCUGAAGAAUCUCCCCGCCGCCUCCCCCUCCGCUCGCCGAGAUUUCAACGAGCCGCGGGAAUGAUCCACAAGGGCGCAUGCUCACUCCCAAGUUUCCUGGUGCCUUUUCUAUUCCACCUUAUGAAACUUUUUCCUCGGCGUGGUAUCACCCGCGAUUUAAGGCAUAGGUGUCGCCGAGCAGGGCGGCUGGGAGUCGCCGGGCGUGUGGGGGAGAAGCCUGGGCCGCGCCGCGGCGGGGGGCGGAGGGAGAGGGCAGGCGAGGCGGGAAGGUGGGCUCUGGCCGCCUGGAGCCGGAGACCGAGCCACUGCCGCCGUCCCUAGCGGGGAGCAGCCAAGAGGAGGGGGCCGAAGUCGGGGAGGGGUCCCACCAUGCCCAAAGUCUUCCUGGUGAAGAGGAGGAGCCUGGGGGUCUCGGUCCGCAGCUGGGAUGAGCUCCCGGAUGAGGAAAGGGCAGACACCUACAUCCCAGUGGGCCUGGGCAGUCUGCUCCACGACCCCCCGGAGGACUGCCGCAGCGACGGCGGUAGCAGCAGCGGCGGCGGCGGCAGCAGCAGCAGCAGCAGCGCGGGGGAGCCCGGAGGCACCGAGAGCAGCUUGUCCCCGCGCGCCCCCGAGCGCGAAACCCCCGAACCAGGCGACGCCGACGGCCCAGGUGGACACCUGGCGGCGAAGCAGCGCCCGGUCGCCAGGUCGAAAAUCAAGUUCACCACAGGCACGUGCAGCGACUCGGCGGUUCACAGCUGUGACCUGUGCGGCAAGGGCUUCCGCCUGCAGCGCAUGCUCAACCGGCACCUCAAGUGCCACAACCAGGUGAAGAGGCACCUGUGCACCUUCUGCGGCAAGGGCUUCAAUGACACCUUCGACCUGAAGAGGCACGUCCGCACGCAUACAGGCAUUCGUCCCUACAAGUGUGAUGUCUGCAACAAGGCCUUCACCCAGCGCUGCUCCUUGGAGUCCCACCUGAAGAAAAUCCACGGGGUGCAGCAGCAGUACGCCUACAAGCAACGCCGGGACAAGCUGUACGUCUGCGAGGACUGCGGCUACACUGGCCCCACCCAGGAGGACCUGUACCUGCACGUGAACAGUGCCCACCCGGGCAGCGCGUUUCUCAAAAAGACCUCCAAAAAAUUGGCGGCCCUUUUGCAAAACAAGCUGACGUCCACACUCCAGGGGAAUGCCAACCUGAGCGAGGAGGAGGAGAAGUGAGGAGGGGGUGGGGAGAGACGCCAGCGCUGCCACGUUUACACAGAUUUGGGGUUUCGAGGCUAUCCCGCCCCACUGACUCUUUCUAAUUACAAGUGUUCUGUUCAUCUCUCUGUCCUUUUGGGGCCUCAGCAAGAGGAUCUGUUCCAACGUUGUCAGUUAUAAUAGUGGCGUCAGGCCCCUGUACCCCAUGUCCUCUUGAACAGUCACAGUUAACGAGUUUGUGGAUGGCCGUGAUGACCGUGGGGGAUUUUUUUUAGGGUUUUCACACAUGGAGGCAGAGGUGUUCUUAGAGAGACUACCAUUUUAUGGUGCCUUGAAAUAAAAGUACUUCCACUUGAAAUGCUGCUCAAGCAAGGAAAAUGAAUUUUAUUUUUCAGAAAGAGUUUAUGGGAAUUACUUUAAUAAAUGAAAUGUUCUCGUGAAACUUUCCUUAUGAAAACAACACAGGAGAGCAUUGAGCCAUCUACCUCCCUGGUUAGAGCUUAUUGUGUGCCUUUCGCCGUCAGGUUAUUUGGAGGUUGAGUGUUUGUGUUGGUGGGUGGGUUUGAAGAAGCAGAUCUUGAGCGUUAGGAGGAGGACAGAUGGCUGAUGAAAAGACAGCACUGAACAACCGGCCCCGCGGCUGAUGGGCAGGGACGCCUGGAGUUGACUCAGCAGGGGACUAGGGAACACUGUGGUCGUUUUUUGUGGCCGUGGGGUGACUGCAGAGAUGCCUCUGGCUUUCUGGGCCUGGGACUCGCUGGCGGAAGGCACUUCUCCCUCCCUUGAGGCUGGCACUGGGGCCAACGUGUGGCAAACGCCGGAGCCUGAGCGUGAGGAGCCUGAGCGUGAGGAAUGCUCGCCGGCGCAGAGAGCAGUUGCAGGAGGAACAGCAGUGUCAGCAGCGUCCUUCAGGCAUGUGACUGCCUAGCACAGUGACCUUUGGCCACCUGCAUCUCCUUACCUGGGAGGCCUGGGAGGUUAACAAUAAAGCCGACUUGAGACCGAGAUAGGGCAAAAGGGAGGCAGCAGGCCAUGGGAGAGGGGGUGGUGAGGUGGUUUCCAGGGUCCUUCCAUGAUGGACCGCGAUGGACAUGAGGGGCAGCAGAAAGGGCCCAGAGCCUUCAGGGAACCAUGGUGCCAGGAGAGAGGGUUCCCCUGGUCCCGUGCUGCUCCCUGAACUGAGUGAAGUGCUGACCCUGUACCACACUGUCCCUUCGCUGCCUGCCCCUUGUGUCCUGGGCAUUACCUGGGCUGCAUGUCUCAGGUUCAUUUCCACCUGGAAGAUCAAGAUAAUCUUGCUUUGGGACUGGGCCACUCCUUGGUGUAGGGAAACGUGGAUGGUGAGGCCAUUUUCUUAUUUCCUCCCUCUUCCAUCAUCCACCCCCCACCUCCACCCCGCCCCGCCUUCCGUCUUCUCUCCCACACUGUGGGCCAGGCAUUAUGGCAAGAUCUGGGCCGUUUAAGUGGCAAAUCCUGUAACUUGAGUUAACAUUUCUCUCCUCACUCAGCGCCUUUCUUUCAGAAGGAAGGAAACAAACCCUUUUGUUGAGUACCUGUGACAUUUGGGGCACUGAGCGAGGCCCCCGUCUCUGCACAGCCGUCUCUGGAACAACCCUCAGAGCAUUCCUGGGGAGGAAUUCCUGGGACUGCAGAGGCUGGCGGCUGGCGGCAGAGAAAGCAGCCAGGAAUCCUAAACCUGCUCACAACCCCCUUUCUCUCUCCCCUCUCUCUUCAAAAAGGAAAGGAAAGACUUUAAGCUCGGCUUGGACACACAAGAGGCAGCCGUGAGGCUGGGGCAGGCGUGGGGGUCCUCACCCUUCUGGCUUCUCUGACUGGCAAGACUGCCUCAUCUGAAGCUCUGGGUGCUUGGGCUAAGGCUGCGGCACCACAUGGCCUGAGUUAUGGUCACAUUCGAGCAUCAGCAGUGGUGAGAGUUGUACUUGGGACCCACAGUGGGAUGUUGUGGCUGCAUGGUGCAGCCUCCUGGGACAGAGCCAGCGCUGAGGACCUGGCCCUGGCUCCAGUGGGCUAAUUGCUGAUGUCUGUUGUGUCUCCUAGCACUUGAUACAGAGGAGAGAGAGUCUAGAAGACAGCUGAUUUGCUUUCCUCAGUUACUUGGGUAAUUCAGACAGAAACAAACAUUCCUAUAAGAGAAUAUCUAAAUGACUGGCCGGGGCAGCUGGCCUGUUGCCUGUUUUGCAUUGGGAUUUAUGAAUUCUCUUUAGGGUCAGAUUUUUAUUAAACUGAACUUUUUUCACUGCAAGUAACAGAAACGCAGUUUAAAAUGACUUUAACAGAAGGGGGAAUAUAUUAGCUGAGAAGUCUAGAGUUGUUCCAGCUUCAAGGGUAGCAAGAUCUAGGUGCUUAAACCAUGUGACAUCGCUCAUCUUUCUCUCUUUUAACUCGGUUUUCCCCCGAGUGGCUUCUUUCUUAGGAGGCUCAAGUGGAGGCCAGAGGACCACCCUCCACUCUGGACUUCUAUCCCACAGUGCAGCAGCCCACCAGGAGCGUUUGUCUUUCAGCCGAGAUCUUGGGCUGACGCUUCUUGUCUCUGAUUGGCCUGAUUUGGCUCUCGAGCCUGCCUUUGAGCCAAUCACCGUGCUCUGGGCAGUUCUCUUCCAUGCCAUCACUCAGGGACCCAGACUUCUUUCCUUUGUUGCUCUGCCAUGCCCUACAGCAUUGUCAGCAGGUGCAUGGUUGAAGUUGGAUCUCUAUGUGGUUCAGCCUGUAGGAGUGUCGUCUUGGUUUGGGUUCCUCCAGAAGCUGAUUCUGAGGCAAGAGUUUAAGUUCAAGUCGAUUGCUUAGGAAGUGAUCCCAAGAAGCAUCUGUAGGGGAGUGGGGAAGUGUGACAGGAAAAAGAAGACAGCUAACAAAGGGAAUAUAAUCAAGGAGGUUACUGCUGUGGACAACUGGAGCUUAAUCCCACCUAGGAGUUCUGGGAGACAGUACAGGCGUGCCUCAGGGUUACCCCACUAGAAGGGCAUAGGAAACCAUUUGUCCACUAACUCCCCACCCAUCACUGGUUGAGGGCGCCGGCGUUGGCAGCAUUCAUUUCUAGGCCUUCCAACUUGCCCUGUGCACUGGCCAAGCAGGCUUCCUGUGCUAGGAGAAGCCCUCAGGCAGAGUUUCAGGGUGGCCAUAAGCAGACUUCAGCACAUAGAGCCGAAUGCUGAGGAACCCUGGGGGGCACCAGGUCUGGUACAGGUGUGGAAGGGUUACGCCCACUCUCUGAAGCUGCUGGCCUGAAUGUGGCAUAUAGCCCUUCCACCUACAUUCUGGGGGGUGGGGGGCGAAUUGGGGACGGGAAAAUGCAGCCUUCUCAAACAAAACACUCUUGUAUGCCAGAAUGGGGGAAUGGAUUAUGGUGGACAACUUGCCGUCUCUGCCAUGGCAGGCAAACCCAACGAUGUCCACCCCAGCCUCUGACCCCUCCUCCUCCCAGCCCUGUUUGCCUGGCCUGCUCUCAGCCAAUCGUCAGGAAAUCCAGCUACAGUCCUGGGGGUCAUGAUUUAGAGCACUGGUUCUCAGGCUGGCAGCCCUGGAACCUUAGGUCCACAGAUGAUGGGAAUGGAGAUGGAUGAGCUAUUGUCAGUGUUUUAUAUCCCUCAUCGGAAAUCAUUUAUUAACCUGGACAGAGUCCACCCAGCAGUAUCUUUGCUUUUGGCUGGUGUUAGGUCAGCACAGUGUGGAAACAUGCUCAUGCUCAUCAGCAGUGCCUACUGAUGGUUCAUUUUGGAGAAGGAGGUCUGUUAUGAAUCAGUGUGGUUUAUUUGGUUGCUGCCUUUGUUGAAUUUCUAGAAGCAGAGUCUGAGACAGGGAUUCUGGGCUAAGUGAUUUAUUGAGAGAGGCUCUCAGGAGAAACCAAUAAGGAGGUGAGGGAAGCAAGGUACAACAGGAAGAAACCAGGCAAACCUGGAGUCUAGCCUCAGCCUGAUCCCAGGAGAAGUGCUAGAGUGUGAAUGGCACCAUGGAUGUUAUCCCACCUUGAGGCAAGGGGCCCAGUCAUUGGCUGCGGGUUAUCUCUUGGGCGGUGCAGCUGGGGGCUGGUUCACUCAGAGGUUUCCAAGGUGAAGAAAAGAAAAAUCACAGGAAUGGAUACUUGGAGGUGAAAAGGAUUGAGGGCCAUAGGCUCUGGCUACUUCUCCAUGGAAUAUUUACAUUUUGAGAAGGGAUCUCUUUUGGAGCUAAAGGAGUGAAUUACUUAUUGCAAAUUAUGUGGUGUUUGGGGGAAAACGAAAAAAUAUAUUAAAAUGUGUGCAUGGAAAAGUCCUCUCUCCAAAUCUGUUUCUUGUCUGCCGAGCCCCUCCUCUACCAUGCUAGUCAACCACUGUUAGCUUCUUGUGUAACUUUCUUGAGUUUCUUUACUCAUAUAUAAGCAAAUAUGAAUAUGUAUAUUCUUGUUCUCCACUGUUUUCUUUUUUAAUUAGCAGAUAGCAUUAUGCGUACUGUUUGGAACCUUGCAUUUUUCUUUUAAUAAUACAUCUAGUGGCUCUUUCCAUAAUAAUACAAAAGAAUGUUCUCUUCUUUACAGCUAUCUAGCAUUGUGUUGUAUGGACGUACCA
This is a messenger RNA of Equus quagga, 6397 nucleotides long. RefSeq names its product ovo like zinc finger 2 (gene OVOL2). Bases 1017 to 1853 code for a protein of 278 amino acids. Gene Ontology annotation, biological process: regulation of transcription by RNA polymerase II; epidermal cell differentiation. The record is from RefSeq and is a predicted model, not a curated record. Lineage: Eukaryota; Metazoa; Chordata; Mammalia; Perissodactyla; Equidae. Gene Ontology annotation, molecular function: RNA polymerase II cis-regulatory region sequence-specific DNA binding; DNA-binding transcription factor activity, RNA polymerase II-specific. Gene Ontology annotation, cellular component: nucleus. The transcript is spliced from 6 exons.